CCUAAACAACAUGGUAUUAGACCGAACAAACAAGCACCACACAGUAAAAUAGUAGUUAUUUCUUAUCAAGCAGGAUUGUUUGUGAACAUGCCUCUGUUUGUGACACUGUUGCUUAUUUGCACAAUUGAUUGGACCCGAAGUAGAGAAAUUCCUGUCAGUCCAGAGAUUAUCAGUCGAGAACUUCUUAACGAUCCAACUAAUCCAGUCGAAUCCGCUUUGGAUCAAAGGCAGUAUCCAACAUAUCCCAUGCCUAUAGGCAUCACCUUAAGUGUCUUCAAUGUCAAAAAGUACAAUAAUUUCUGCAGUUUCUGCUUUUAUAUUUCGCAAAUUACUUAUCAUACCCCUUGUGUAGAAGCAAGAUUUGAGAACUCAAGAGUCAAUUACAAAAUAUCAGAAGAAUCUCACGUCUUAGUACAGUCAUCAAUAAAUCAAGGAACUUUAGCGCUGGCUAACUGCUACAACGUAAAGAUGGAUACGAACACAGUCCACGCGUGUGUCACCUGGAGAGAUAUAAAAUGGUCUAAAAUGAAAGUUAGUUUGUGCUUGUAUGCUCUACUUACUUACAGUGAUGGAAGUAAGAAAUAUGUAAAAAUACAAUGCUGCGAGCUAAUGAAACAAAAUAAUCAUCCGACAAUUCUUCCUACCACUUUUCCCACCUCCUCAGUGUCUUCGACAACAGUUAUACCUACCAAUGUUCCUUCUACUACAAUUAUUCCCCCUGCCGUAGACACUACCACUACAACAACAUUUUCUAAUACAAUUACUCCCACUAUAAUUUUAUCUACUACAGGUUCUCCAACUACAAUGUCUCCUAUCACAAUUCAAACUACCACGGUUUCUCCUGCCAUUGUUCCUUCAAGUACAGUUUCACCUACUACUGGUUUUCAUACUACAAUUAUACCUACAACAGUUUCUCCAGAAACUGGAUCUCCUAGUACAGUCUCUCCAACUACAUCGCGGUUGACUACAGCUCAAUCUACCACACUUUUACCUAUCACAGUUUCUCCAGAAACUGGAUCUCCUAGUACAGUCUCUCCAACUACAGCGCGGUUGACUACAGUUCAAUCUACCACACUUUUACCUACCACAGUUUCUCCAGAAACUGGAGCUCCUAGUACAGUCUCUCGAAACACAGCGCGUUUGACUACGGUUCAAUCUACCAUACUUUUCCCUACCACAGUUUCUCCAGAAACUGGAUCUCCUAGUACGGUCUCUCCAACCACAUCGCGGUUGACUACAGCUCAAUCUACCACACUUUUACCUAUCACAGUUUCUCCAGAAAAUGGAUCUCCUAGUACAGACCUUCCAACCACAGCGCGUUUGACUACAGUUCAAUCUACCACACCUUCCUCUACCACAGUUUCUCCAGAAACUGGAUCUCCUAGUACAGUCUCUCCAACCACAGCGCGGUUGACUACAGUUCAAUCUACCACACCUUCCUCUACCACAGUUUCUCCAGAAACUGGAUCUCCUAGUACAGUCUCUCCAACCACAGCGCGGUUGACUACAGCUCAAUCUACCACACUUUUACCUACCACAGUUUCUCCAGAAACUGGAGCUCCUAGUACAGUCUCUCGAAACACAGCGCGUUUGACUACAGUUCAAUCUACCAUACUUUUCCCUACCACAGUUUCUCCAGAAACUGAAUCUCCUAGUACAGACACUGCAACCACAUCGCGUUUGACUACAGUUCAAUCUACCACACUUUCCUCUACCACAGUUUCUCCAGAAACUGGAUCUCCUAGUACAGUCUCUCCAACCACAGCGCGUUUGACUACAGUUCAAUCUACCACACUUUCCCCUACCACAGUUUCUCCAGAAACUGGAUCUCCUAGUACAGUCUCUCCAACCACAGCGCGUUUGACUACAGUUCAAUCUACCACACCUUCCUCUACCACAGUUUCUCCAGAAACUGGAUCUCCUAGUACAGUCUCUCCAACCACAGCGCGUUUGACUACAGUUCAAUCUACCACACUUUUACCUAUCACAGUUUCUCCAGAAACUGGAUCUCCUAGUACAGUCUCUCGAAACACAGCGCGUUUGACUACAGUUCAAUCUACCAUACUUUUCCCUACAACAGUUUCUCCAGAAACUGGAUCUCCUAGUACAGUCUCUCCAACCACAGCGCGGUUGACUACAGUUCAAUCUACCACACUUUUACCUAUCACAGUUUCUCCAGAAACUGGAUCUCCUAGUACAGUCUCUCCAACCACAGCGCGGUUGACUACAGUUCAAUCUACCACACUUUUACCUACCACAGUUUCUCCAGAAACUGGAGCUCCUAGUACAGUCUCUCGAAACACAGCGCGUUUGACUACAGUUCAAUCUACCAUACUUUUCCCUACCACAGUUUCUCCAGAAACUGAAUCUCCUAGUACAGACACUGCAACCACAUCGCGUUUGACUACAGUUCAAUCUACCACACUUUCCCCUACCACAGUUUCUCCAGAAACUGGAUCUCCUAGUACAGUCCCUCCAACCACAGCGCGUUUGACUACAGUUCAAUCUACCACACCUUCCUCUACCACAGUUUCUCCAGAAACUGGAUCUCCUAGUACAGUCUCUCCAACCACAGCGCGGUUGACUACAGUUCAAUCUACCACACCUUCCUCUACCACAGUUUCUCCAGAAACUGGAUCUCUUAGUACAGUCUCUCCAACCACAGCGCGGUUGACUACAGUUCAAUCUACCACACUUUCCCCUAUCACAGUUUCUCCAGAAACUGGAUCUCCUAGUACAGUCUCUCGAAACACAGCGCGUUUGACUACAGUUCAAUCUACCAUACUUUUCCCUACAACAGUUUCUCCAGAAACUGGAUCUCCUAGUACAGUCUCUCCAACCACAGCGCGGUUGACUACAGUUCAAUCUACCACACUUUUACCUACCACAGUUUCUCCAGAAACUGGAUCUCCUAGUACAGUCUCUCCAACCACAGCGCGUUUGACUACAGUUCAAUCUACCACACUUUUCCCUACCACAGUUUCUCCAGAAACUGAAUCUCCUAGUACAGACACUGCAACCACAUCGCGUUUGACUACAGUUCAAUCUACCACACUUUCCCCUACCACAGUUUCUCCAGAAACUGGAUCUCCUAGUACUGUCUCUCCAACCACAGCGAGUUUGACUACAGUUCAACCUGCCACACUUUCCCCUACCACAGAUUCUCCAGAAACUGGAUCUCCUAGUACAGUCUCUCCAACCACAGCGCAUUUGACUACAUUUCAAUUUACCACAGUUUCUCCAGAAACUUCAUUUCCUAGUACAGUCUCUCAAACCACAGCGCGUUUUACUACAGUUCAACCUGCCACACUUUCCCCUACCACAGAUUCUCCAGAAACUGGAUCUCCUAGUACAGUCUCUCCAACCUCAGCGCGUUUGAGUACAGACCAAUUUACCAUACUUUCCCCUACCACAGUUUCUCCAGAAACUGGAUCUCCUAGUACAGUCUCUCCAACCACAGCGAGUUUGACUACAUUUCAAUCUACCAUACUUUCCCCUACCACAGUGUCUCAAGUUACAUCUACCUCAAAAAUAGUAUACCUUAAUGAUUCUGUAACAGAAGCACAAGUUGGGACAUCACCCAGUACCAGGGAUCCAGAACCAACUACCAUUUUUCCAUCUUCUAUAUUUCCACACACUACAGUUCCUCCUACUUCAGUUCAAUCUACCCAUAGUCCAUGUACCACAGUUCCUCAGGUUACGUCUACCACACAAAUGCCACAUAUAAAUGAUUCUGUAACAGAAGCACAAGUUGGGACAUCACCCAGUACAAGUGAUUCAGAACCAACUACCAUUUUUCCAUCUUCUAUAUUUCCACACACUACAGUUCCUCCUACUUCAGUUCAAUCUACCCAUAGUCCAUGUACCACAGUUCCUCAGGUUACGUCUACCACACAAAAGCCACAUCUAAAUGAUUCUGUAACAGAACAGCCAGUACUGGUUACUCCUGAUACUGAUAAUCCAUGUUGUCCCAUCAUAAUUAUUGUUAUACCUCGUGGUAAAUAAACGCCUUUUCUUCUCUCCAACACGAUAAACGUUUAGCUCUUUAUAAUGUUUAAGUAAAACGAAUUUUUUAUUAUAAUUAAUCUAGCUAUUAAAAGACCACAAACCAAUAUUACAAAAACGUUCCCUACUGAAAUCGUAAACUUAAUGAUCAAACUACGGAAAACCGGAUACGGAAUUACUUCUGGUGUUCUAAAGAAAUGAACAUAAAAUAUAAUGUAAGAGCUGCAAAAUAUCAUGUCAAAAUGGUAAAAUUGUACCAAUCUACAAUAGCAAAACUUCCAGGAAUAGGCCAGUAAACAAUACUAUAGAUAGUCCGUUAUACUAUGAUUAACGCCGGGUUAAAAUCUAGAAGCUAAGAUAUUUUACUUAAUCAAAAUAUCAAAAUGACACCUAGCAACCAACAAGAGACUUCACCUGACUAACAGACGAGAGCCUCGAUCUAAUGGUCCUUCAAAAAAAUCACAUCAGAAUGAAAUAAAUCUUAACAGAAGUUUUAUCUGCCAAAUAUACUAAAUAAAGAACAUCAUUUGAACAUUUGAAACUACACAUCAAUCUAAAGUACACAUUUUAUCUCUUUUUAUUCUUCGUAACUACAGGUUGCAUUAUUCUUCUUAAAGUAUAACUAUAUAACAUUUAAUAAACUGUAACCUUUGAUAUAAUUAUUCAAACGUAUUGUACUAAGUAACGAGUAAGAGUUCCUUUGCUUUUUCGUUUUAUUCUAUCAAUCGGCAUCAGACGGGCCGAUACAAAUAAUGUUAUUCGUUAGGUCAAAACGUUUAAUAAAUUGUUCGAAAAUA
Homalodisca vitripennis (glassy-winged sharpshooter) is the source of this 4802-nucleotide messenger RNA. Its product is annotated as mucin-2-like. The coding region runs from base 88 to 4005 and encodes 1305 amino acids. The record is from RefSeq and is a predicted model, not a curated record. The transcript has 4 exons. Lineage: Eukaryota; Metazoa; Arthropoda; Insecta; Hemiptera; Cicadellidae.